UCAUAUAUUUUUCAGCGGCUCCUGGGGUCUCGCUGUGCUGCUGGACUGUACCAGUUUCAUCCGUAGAGGGGGGUACGCAAGACCUCAUUAACUUCAGCACCUGGACAGCGACCGUCCCGGAAACCCUUCUCUGGUGAAACAAUGCGAGCAUUCAGUGGAACGAUAUUCCUCCAAGACACGCUUUGACAAACAAUGCGAAUUCCGAGACCUUUUCUUGCAGGAUAGAAAGGUGGCUGUAUUGCGCACCUAUAUCUCGCAGAAACAGCGCCAGUCCCGAGGCUUCCCUUCCUUGCAGGGAGGGUGCGAGUGAAGCAAGGACAAAACGCCGCGGUUCUCUUUGUUUACAUCGGAAUAAAAGUGAGAAUGCGACGGAUUGUCGGAACGGAGCUGCCGCUGAUAUUGUGGAUAUGGAGUGUUUAUGUGAAGCUCAGCGGAGGAGCCCAGAGGUGUGAUGAGGUGUUGGCUUCACCCCUUCCCUACAGCGCCUUCACCAGCUCCUCCGUGUUGGCAGCUGAUUUUGGCGCUGGCUAUGCAAAACUCAACAGGAGAGUAGGCAAUGGAGGAUGGUCACCGUCAGAUUCCGACAGGUACCAGUGGCUACAGGUGGACCUCAGGGCCAGGAAACAGAUCACUGCCAUAGCAACACAGGGCAGAUACAGCAGCUCUGAUUGGACAAAACACUACAGGCUCCUCUACAGUGACACGGGAAGUAACUGGAAGCCGUAUCGGCAGGACAGCAACAUAUGGACAUUUUCAGGUAACUGGAACUCAGAGCGGGCCGUGCGCCAUGAACUCCAGCACCCUUUCGUGGCCCGAUUUGUGCGUUUCAUCCCGCUGGACUGCAGUGAGGAGGGGAGAAUUGGGUUGAGAGUGGAGCUCUAUGGCUGCGCUUACUGGGCGGAUGUGAUCAGCUUUGACGGCCAGGGAGUGAUUUCCUAUCGAUUUAGACAGAAAAAGAUGAAGAUCUUGAAGGACGUGAUAUCACUGAAGUUUAAGACCACUAAAGGAGACGGCAUUCUGCUGCACGGAGAGGGACAGCAGGGCGAUUAUAUCACUCUAGAGCUGCAGCAAGCCAAACUCCUGCUGCAGAUCAACCUGGGCAGUAAUCAGUACGGCUCCAUUCAGGGUCACACAUCGGUGUCCAGCGGCAGUCUGCUGGAUGACGACCACUGGCACUCUGUUCUGAUCGAACGCUACAGACGCAGUGUUAACUUCACGCUCGACCAGCACACGCAGAGCUUCCGCACCAAUGGAGAGUUUGACAAUCUCGACCUGGACAACGAAAUUACAUUUGGAGGGAUGCCAGUGUCUGCCAAGCCCAGCUCAGGGGGCAGAGAGAACUACAUCGGCUGCAUGGAGGCCAUUCAUUACAACGGGGACAACAUCACUAACCUCGUGCGCAGGAGAAAAGUAGACACCUCCAGCUUCCAUAACCUGACGUUCUCCUGUGCGGAAUCACGCACGUUCCCUGCCUUCUUUAACUCCACCAGCUCCUUGCAGCUUCUGGGUCGGACCGAUGAAGACACGGUGUCCGUCCGACUGCAGUUUCGGACGUGGAACCCCAGCGGCCUGCUGUUCUUUACCCCGCUCAUGCCUGGAGGGGUGGAGGUCAGUCUGGUGGAGGGAAAAGUUACUGUCCACAUCUACGUCACACUGGGCAAGAACACACGCGUGGACAUAUCCUCAGGUUCUGGUCUUAAUGAUGGACAGUGGCACAGUGUUCACUUCCCACCACAAAAAAUCACCACCAUGACCACCAAAAAAGACAAGAUAUCCACACAGAGAGAUCCUAUCCCCAUUCAUAACAUCACUACAGGAGAAUACUACUUUGCAGGAUACUUCCCGCGGACAGACCUUUCUCCAUCACAGCGCUCCUUUCAGGGCUGCAUGCAGCUCAUACAUGUCGAUGACCAGUUGGUCAAACUGCAGUCUGUGGAGCAAGGCAUGCUGGGUAGCUUUGAGAACGUCAGUCUGGAUAUGUGUGCCAUCAUAGACAGAUGUGUGCCAAACCACUGUGAACAUGGAGGCAAGUGCUCUCAAACUGGAGAUAUGUUUAAAUGUGCCUGUGAAGGCACUGGAUACUCUGGUGCAACCUGCCACAACUCUAUGUACGAGCAGUCCUGUGAGGAGUACAAACACUUGGGCCGAAGCUCAAACACAUACUGGAUCGAUCCGGACAGCAGCGGACCCCUCGAGCCAUUCAGAGUCACCUGCAAUAUGAUGGAAGACAAAGUGUGGACAACCGUUGUGAAUGACCUUCCAGCUCAAAGCUCUGUGUCAUCGGGUUCCAGACCUGAAGACAAGACUGUGCUCACACUCAGUUACAGCAUGUCUGCUGAACAGGUGAACGCCGUCACCAGCAGCGCUGAGUUCUGCGAGCAGCAUGUGGCGUACAUGUGCUACAAAUCACGCUUGCUCAACUCAACAGACGGCUCUCCAUUCACAUGGUGGGUCGGCAGGGGAAAUGAGAAGCACUUUUACUGGGGCGGCUCAGGACCAGGUGUGCAGAAAUGUGCCUGUGGCAUUGAACGCAACUGCACAGAUCCAAGAUACUACUGCAACUGUGAUGCAGAUCUGAGUCAAUGGAAAGAAGAUGCUGGUAUGUUGAUGUAUAAGGACCAUCUGCCUGUCAGUCAGGUGGUGGUUGGUGACGUACACCGCUCUGGAUCUGAAGCCAGACUCACCGUGGGGCCGCUGCGCUGUCAGGGAGAUCGUCACUUCUGGAACGCAGCAUCCUUCAACACACCUGCAUCUUAUCUUCAUUUUCCCACCUUCCAAGCCGAGACCAGCGCAGACGUCUCCUUCUAUUUUAAGACUUCAGCCUCUCAUGGUGUCUUUCUAGAAAUCCUGGGCAAUCCGGAUUUUAUUCGCUUAGAACUCAAAUCUGCUACAGUGGUGUCAUUCUCAUUUGAUGUGGGCAACGGGCCGGUGGAAUUAACCGUACGCUCAUCUACACCCCUCAAUGAUGACCAGUGGCACAGGGUGGAGGCGGAGCGGAAUAUUAAAGAGGCCGUUUUGCGAUUGGACAAGGUGCAUAGGGAGGCGCGGUCAGCCCCGCCUCAGGGCCACACCCGCCUGCAGCUCUUCAGCCAGCUGUUUGUAGGUGCCUCAGGGGGGCAGAGAGGAUUUCUGGGCUGCAUUCGUGUCCUAAAAGUCAAUGGAGUGACACUUGACCUUGAAGGGAGGGCAAAGGUCACACCAGGGGUGAAGCCUGGAUGCUCGGGUCACUGCAGCAGCUAUGGGAUGCUUUGCCAGAAUGAAGGGAAAUGUAUAGAGAAGUACAACGGAUACUCGUGCGACUGCAGUCUGACCGCCUUCGACGGGCCUUUCUGCAAUGAUGAUGUCGGAGGGUAUUUUGAGAGCGGGACCCUGGUGAGGUACGACCUCAUGUCUGAGAGCAGCUCUGGAGUCCCGAGCGCGGUGGGUAAUCUGACCCGUGAGGAGCUGAGCUUUAGUUUCAGUACGUCCCACACACCUGCUGUCCUCAUCUACAUUAGCUCCAAGACACAGGACUACCUGGCCGUGGUGCUGCGGCACAAUGGUACUCUACAGAUCCGCUAUAACCUGGGAGGACUGAGGGAGCCGUUCACGAUCAGCCUGAAUCAUCGUAACAUGGCUAACGGUCAGCCUCAUAAUGUCAACAUCACCCGACAGGACAGACUCGUUCAGCUGCAGGUGGAUCAUUAUCCUACAGUGAGCUACACUCUUCCUGAAACCUCGGACACUGAGUUCAACCUCGUGAAGACCAUUUUCCUUGGAAAAGUUUUUGAAACAGGUCAGAUUGAUCCGGUGUUGAUAGAGCGAUAUAACACACCUGGAUUCGUGGGUUGUCUCUCCAGAGUGCAGUUCAACCGCAUCGCCCCGCUGAAGGCAGCCCUGAGGACCGGAGUGCCCUCCACAGCCUCCAUACAGGGGGUCCUAGUGGAGUCCAACUGCGGGGCGUCUCCACUCACAGUACCACCAAUGUCUGCGGUCUUUGACCCCUGGGACCCAGAUUCAGGUGCCCAGUUCCCAUUCAACGAGGAGAGAGUCAGCCGUGAUGGCGUCAACAGACACUCUGCCAUAUUUGGAGGCAUCAUCGCAGUGGUGAUUUUCACCAUCCUCUGCACGCUAGUGUUCCUGGUGCGUCACAUGUUCCAUCACAAGGGCUCCUACCACACCAACGAAGCCAAAGGGGCGGAGUCUGCCGACUGCGCUGAUGCAGCCAUCAUCGUGAAUGACCCCGCCUUCACAGAGACCAUCGAUGAGAGCAAGAAGGAGUGGUUCAUUUAGCCACACCCCCUGGGAGGGGCUUCGUUUUCUGACAUGGAUACCCUGAGGAACACAGCCGAUGUGAAACGGACACUUGGCAAGUCCAUUCGGACCACAGUCUGUGCACUGACUGGCAUGUCUGUUCUGUAAUUAUUUUGUAUGUACGUGAAUACAGCACAAGGACGUCUGUGAGAUCAAAUUCAUCCCAUGCACACAUGACAGGCAUAUUCCAUAUGGGACGAUGGUAAAACAAUAACAACUAAUGCAUUUUUAUCAUUGCAAUACUGCUGGCAAAUAUGAAUGCACCAAAUACACCAAUAGCACAAAACGGAAUGUGUACAGAACGAUGCAUAAUUAUGUUUCUGAAAAUGACAUUUGAUUGUAUUUAAACAUUUUGUUGUUUGUUGUCAGCAUCUUCAGGACAAUAAUAUAUUGUAGCAUGGUAAUCAGCCAGUGGCAUUCUGAAUCAUUCAUCAAUGUUAAUGCAGCACUUUUGUAUCUCAUGGUAAAUGUUCUUUAUAGUUAUUAUAAUUCAGUGUUAUUUAUCUGUUUCUCCAUAAGUGCUUGUUCAAACUCUGUUGAAAACACGGCAGGCGGUUUAGAAGGUUUUUCAUAAGGAGAUGCUCUUAAAAACAUGAAAGCUCUAGAUAGAGAGUUUAGUUCAGUAGUAAAUGAUCUUGAAUGGUUCAUUUGCUCCAGUGUCUUUUAAUGUGCCUCAAAGGUUCAAGGUUUCUUCUGGCCUAGCAUGGAUUUUGUGAUAGAUUCGAUGACCCUUAAUUGUUAAUAUAGGAGAAAGUUUUUUUGUGUGUGUGUGUGUUUGCAGUUUAAUGCACUGCUCAUUUGAAAUCAGCAGCACAAAUUUAUGUACAAACCAUUUUUAAUAUUCCCUUCAUUGUGCUUGGUUUAGUCACUUUUAUUUCUUAAAGGGACAGUUCACUCAGUUUCUUUCUUCUGAAUGUGGGUAACCGAACAGUUGAUGGUCCCAACAACUUGAGGGUGAGUAAAUGAGGACAGAACUAUGUCUGAAUUACAAAUGUGUGUCUUUCUGGCAGUUUAUUAACAUGGUCACAUAUAAGAGUUUGUCUUCUCUGCUCAUGUGAAUUCACUAACAAGAGUAUUAUUCAAACAACAGAUAGAUUAUAAAAAACCUGGUUUAUAUGAAGCACUAUAAUAAUGUUUCUUUCUGUACAAUUUCAGUUGUUUCAUUAAUUAUUAAUGUGUUUUACGUGUCUCCAUGCAUUAUCAAUAUAUCGAUUGGUCUUUUAAAUGAACAAAAUCACUUAUUUAUUAAGGUUUGUCGCAUCAAAAUUAUUAUUAUGUGAUUUUAUUAUAAUGUAAUGCAAUCAUUUGUUCUCAUGUUCUUUUUCAAAAAUGCUCAUGUAUGAUAUGGAGAAAUGUAAUUUCAUGUUGAGGGUUUUAAAAAAAACUGACUCUCCAAUAAUGAACACAAUGCAAAUCUCAAUAAACUACUGGAUUGUUUUU
Molecule: messenger RNA, 5733 nt
Organism: Cyprinus carpio (common carp)
Lineage: Eukaryota; Metazoa; Chordata; Actinopteri; Cypriniformes; Cyprinidae
Gene: cntnap2b
Product: contactin associated protein 2b
Source: RefSeq, a predicted model, not a curated record